AUGGAAGAACCGUACAGUGCUUCCUGGCUUCUCAGCUUGGAUAGGCUUCACCCACAAGAUGAAAUCCCGUUGAAAAUCAAAGGAGGCAGUGGGCGAGAUGGCCCAACCGCUAACGGUACCCGCAUCGCUACAUACGGCGAGCGUUUCCUCACCAUUGACCUCGGAUUGCGACGUGUGUUCAAGUGGAUCUUCUUUUUGGCCGACGUCCCAACACCCAUCAUUGAUGCAGGCUACCUGACCCACUAUAACUAA
Molecule: messenger RNA, 252 nt
Organism: Opisthorchis viverrini
Lineage: Eukaryota; Metazoa; Platyhelminthes; Trematoda; Opisthorchiida; Opisthorchiidae
Exons: 2
Coding region: 1-252 (83 amino acids)
Source: RefSeq, a predicted model, not a curated record